UAGUACAGAGUAACUAAGGUUUUGUUGUGAGACCGAACGAGUACAAAGAAAAAAUAUACUCCGUAUUUUAAAAACAAACAAUAGCAGUUUGUAAAUACGAGCAAACCCCAGAGGUGACGGUCGGCCGGUGUCACUGUCCGGUGCGCCACCGCAACUGCUCAGAGCCCAGCUUUACUCACCAGCACCGCGCCACCGUAUAAAAGAUAUUUAUGGAUAAAGUGUUGCAUUGGAAACCAUAAAAAGUCGAAGCACGCAGACCAAGAAUUGGGAAUGGCAGAUCUGCAAGCCACAACAGAUACGAAUGGCAUCGUAGACGCAGACCAAGAAAAUGUCAAUCAAACACUGAGGGAAUGUUCUUCCUCCUCUGUUAGUGCCUCUGAAUGUUCCAGAGCUGAAAUCAACGAAGAAGACGAGGAAUUGCGGAGACUUUUGAUGCCAAGGAUAGAAGACCUCCCCGCUGUUCCUCCAUCUGCAGUCGAAUCCAACUUCACCACCUACUAUGCUCCCGAUUUUAUGAAACCUGGACAUGAUCAAUAUGUUCGUCGUCAUCCCAACGGGCUAUGCGUGAUUGGGCUAGCUUCAACUCAUGUUGCCUUCAAGGACGAGGGUGGAAUUACUUCUGUGGAUUUCAAUGUGGGGAAGUCUGAUCGCAGUGGAAUUAAAGUCACUGGAAAGCGAAAGAAGAAUGCGCAACAAUUAGAGCCCAAUUCAGCAUUGUGCAAAGUGUGCACUAAGGAAACUUCAUACAUUGUCAGAUGCUGUGUGAAAGGCUCUCUCUUGGAAGUCAAUGACAGAUUGAUUGAACAUCCGGAAUUGUUGAUGUCAUCGGCGGACAGGGAGGGGUACAUUGCAAUCAUAAUGCCAAGGCCAGCAGAUUGGCCGAAGAUCAAACCUUCCUUGCUGGAACAAGAAGAUUUCACCAAGCUGAGAACAGUCUGAACUCUGAGGUGGAGGGGAUUUUCUGGAAAAGCUCACAAGCCGAGUUUUUUUUUGUGUUAAGUAUUCUGUUACAAUGUAGUAUCUGUUUAUACAUACUUUUCCAACCAAUUGAAGCACUGAGAGUUAUCUCCGCCAUUAGGGUUUAAGCAUGUGUGACAUUCCAUUUGGAAGAGCUAUAUUUAUGUCGCUCGACAAAUUUUGACAAUUUUUUACCCAUGUAUGUUUUUCUACACUCCGACAGAUUUUGUUUUUUUCCCGAGGAAAGAGCAUUCAUUCCCUUGGGAACAGGCUUUGUACUUUU
Molecule: messenger RNA, 1240 nt
Organism: Cuscuta campestris
Lineage: Eukaryota; Viridiplantae; Streptophyta; Magnoliopsida; Solanales; Convolvulaceae
Source: the annotation of a GenBank genome assembly